CAUCCGUGGGCUGUGCGCUUCUUCCUCUCCAGCCCAGUCCAGUUUACUUUGCUCUACUACGGAUACCUCACAAGCACAAGUCUACCACCUACCAACCUACUCUCAGUCAAAGUCUCCACGGUCCGAUUCACAAGAACCUACUAGUUGGGGGCUCUUUCGUCUGAGGCUGGUUCGUGUCAGUUUCAGUGUGCUCAAAUCACCGUCUUAAUUUGACCAAUUUGGCCCGUCGCCGGGUCCUCCUCUUCCUCCUCCUCGACACUUCUCUCCCAUUUCCUAUUUUGGCACCACAUCUGUGCACCGCUGCCCGUUAAUCUUCCUGCACAAGACCUCUUCCCAAGCUCCAAGAUAUACAAAAGGACUGCCAUCCCACCUUGCAUCUACCUCCAGCAUCACCGACCAUCAUCCCAUUCGAGCUGCUUGUUGAUUCACGGCUGGGACCACUUGACCAUCACAUCAGCAUCCUUUUAUCGCUUCUACUUCUUCACGCCUCUGUCUGUCGUUGACGAGCAAUAACAAUACUACUACUACCAUUCGACCUCGCCGCCGAACAAGCUUCAUCAAGCAAGAUACAAUAAGCAAUCGUUCUCCGACGUACCACUUUCACACAAGAAAAAACGAACUUUCCUGGCUGGACCGUAUUAGGUACAGCUUACUCGCAUACCUUUCUCCACAUAGAAACCUGGGCUGAUCAGCAGCAGUCCUUAAAACCGCCGUGCGGCUUCAUCAUUCGAGUCCGCCAAUCUUCUUUUUAACCCACAGGAUCGAGCACCCAAAGUGUCUCGUCCGCAACGGUCGUGUCUAAAAGACUUUCAUUCUCAAAGAGAACAGCACAAGAUGUCUAUGCUCGCCAUGGCUGCUCCGUCCCCCCAUUCAGCAUUCAAGAACUACCCCUGGGAUGGCGGCAGGUCUUCCUCAGACUACUCCUCGCGCCCUCGUACUGAGCCCGAGAGAAUUGCCUUGCCAUCAAUUCGUCAGGCCAUCCCAGAACUCCACCUUCGCCUGCAACCCCAGGAGGCAUCAACCACCAGAACUACCUCUUCCAACACCUCGCCAACAGUAGGAUAUGCUGGUGUCAUGACGCCUCCCGAGUACGUUCACUCGCCAAACUCAAACAAGAGGAGGAGACUCUCAAUCGACGAGGAGCAGGAGAGCGAGAGAGUCAGCCGUGUCCCAAGACUUUACGAGUCUCCUGCCCGUAUUCCUCAACACCAAAUUUCCCCGCCAGUCCCUUCCCGCGCUGCCACUGAGAGCUGGACUGGAUCCGCAAGGACGAGCCCUUACAUGUCUUCAUCUGGCAUGCCUUCCAUGAGAUCCCCCGCCAUGGAAGUCAACGAGCGUCUCGAGUCUCGCCCAACACUUCCCAGCCUCCCGCCCAUGAACUUCGAGAGGGAAUCGAUCCCCAUGCAACGUGUCCGCGGCCACUCCCAAGACGAGUUCCAGCCCAUCCGCCCUUCCAUGGCCAUGUCUUCAGGACCCAUGAUGGAGGCCGCUCCUUCAUACCGCCCCAGCGGAUACGCCUACGGAUACCACCACCCCAGCCGAGUCCAGUCUCUUUCCCUCGGCUCCAUUCAUCCCUUCGACCGCACACCAUUCUCAGCCGCCGGCUACGGUCACUACCCUGAGUUCAUGCGCAUCGGAGAGCUUGGAGCCAUGGGAAUGCACGGUGACAGCAAGCAACGCAAGCGCCGUGGCAACCUGCCAAAGGAGACGACUGACAAGCUGCGUGCUUGGUUCGUCGCUCACCUGCACCACCCCUACCCCACGGAGGACGAGAAGCAGGAGCUCAUGCGUCAGACCGGUCUGCAGAUGAACCAGAUCUCCAACUGGUUCAUCAACGCCCGGCGCCGUCAGCUUCCCACCAUGAUCAGCAACGCCCGUGCAGAGUCCGACGCCAUGUCCAGCCGCAGCGGCGAGAGCAAGAUCCUCCCGUCGACAGAGCGCAGCGAGUACGACGACGGCAAGCGCAACAGCGUCCCCCUCAGCGAUGGCGAGGCCUUUGACGAGGACAUGGACCUGAAGCAACGGCGCUCUGCCCACAUCAAGAGGGGGAGCAUUUAGAAGAAAACGCCUCUUGAAUCAUCCGAGACAAAGAAACAAAAAACGUCAAACAAAAAAAAUACUGCCAACGCCCAAGACAAAGGGCGACCUACUGCAACUCAAGAAUUCUUUUAUCACUAUACCAGACGCGCGCUUCAUUCUAUCUUAUCAUCAUUAACGACGGACCACGACCGCAAAAGACCCAACCACAACAAAAUUCGGCAAAAUCAGGGGCAAAUUUUUAAUAUUCAUGAGCUUUGUAUAAAAAACAUUACCACCAGGAGUUGAUGGGAUCAAGUCCCUCCUCCUGGAAAGCACCCUUUUCUACGUCGACUGUAUCUAUGGGGAUAAUGUAUUCUUACACACAACACACAAGAAAAGGCGACUUGGGGGUUUUACAUCACAACAC
Molecule: messenger RNA, 2446 nt
Organism: Colletotrichum scovillei
Lineage: Eukaryota; Fungi; Ascomycota; Sordariomycetes; Glomerellales; Glomerellaceae
Product: homeobox domain-containing protein
Exons: 3
Coding region: 835-2058 (407 amino acids)
Biological process (GO): regulation of DNA-templated transcription
Molecular function (GO): DNA binding
Source: RefSeq, a predicted model, not a curated record